Molecule: messenger RNA, 776 nt
Organism: Pygocentrus nattereri (red-bellied piranha)
Lineage: Eukaryota; Metazoa; Chordata; Actinopteri; Characiformes; Serrasalmidae
Gene: ncbp2
Product: nuclear cap binding protein subunit 2
Exons: 4
Coding region: 88-582 (164 amino acids)
Biological process (GO): mRNA cis splicing, via spliceosome
Cellular component (GO): nuclear cap binding complex
Molecular function (GO): RNA cap binding
Source: RefSeq, a predicted model, not a curated record
CAUUUGGUGUGAACUGCGGAUUUAAAAGAAGAAGCAGCCAUUCUACCGAUCACUGUUUGCAUUUGUUUACUAAUCUACUAGCUCAAUAUGUCUAUCAAAUUAAAUGCUCUUUUCAGCGACUCGUAUAUAGAUAUAAGUCAAUAUAGAGACCAGCAUUUCAAGGGAAAUCGGUAUGAGCAAGAAAAGCUGCUAAAACAAAGCUGUACACUUUAUGUUGGAAACCUUUCAUUCUACACAACAGAGGAACAAGUAUACGAGCUGUUCUCCAAAUGUGGCGAUGUCAAAAGAAUCAUCAUUGGCCUCGACAAGGUCAAGAAGACGGCGUGUGGCUUUUGUUUCGUGGAGUACUAUACACGAGCAGACGCAGAACACGCAAUGAGAUUUGUUAAUGGAACAAGACUAGACGAUAGGAUUAUUAGAACAGAUUGGGAUGCUGGCUUCAAGGAGGGACGACAGUACGGCCGUGGCAAAUCUGGUGGUCAGGUCCGAGAUGAAUACAGACAAGAUUAUGAUCCCGCACGAGGUGGAUAUGGAAAAUUGGCACAGCUACAAAGGACACCAGAAGCACCGCACAAAUUUUAGCGAUGGGAUUCUUUACAGGGACAUACUGAGCAGUUUUUGUUUUUUUUUUUAAUUAAUGACAAUGAACAUUUAUGUAAUUCCUUUUGAGUUACACUGUGUACGGAAGUUGCCCUGCAGUUUGGAGAGUCUGGUCAAAGGUUUCAUCUAUUGAGCUUGUUUAAUUUUACCAAUAAACAUCAAGGUGUUUUACAUGA